AUGGUAUUUAAAUACUCAUCAUGCUUUUUUAAGGAACAUCGCAUCAAUGAAGCACAAAAGAAAAGUAAACGAAAAUCAUGCAAAACGAUUUUUGGUGAAUGCCCAUUAACAUUUGAUGGAGCAUAUGGUCUUACUCAAGCGAAUCAUUCUAUUGAAUUUUGUGAAUGCGAAAAAGAUUGUCGAUUCCUACUAUAUGAUCAUUUCAUCAAAAAACAUAAAUUAAAAGAAGUUUGCGCUCAACGUCUGAUACAAGCUGUUGCCGAUAAUCACGAUCCUAGGACAAUAAAAUUAUUUGAUGAAAAUGAAAGCAUAAUUGACUAUCUUUGGAAAGUCCUAUGUCCUUUUAUUAAUGGACGACUUGGUUUAAUAGAAUAUAGUCAAAAAUAUUUAAAAAAUAUACCAUGUUCAAAUCAGUUAAUUCGACUUGAUAAUUUAAAACAUCAUUUACGACGUCGUCAUCAUGUUUGUAAUAGUUAUACACAAAAAUUAGUUGAUGUCUUUAAAGCGAUUCAAUCAAAAUAUAAUACUACUUCGGCAUCACUAAUUCCAUCGACAUGA
Molecule: messenger RNA, 558 nt
Organism: Rotaria sp. Silwood2
Lineage: Eukaryota; Metazoa; Rotifera; Eurotatoria; Philodinida; Philodinidae
Source: the annotation of a GenBank genome assembly